ACGUCCCGCAAACGCGAUACGCAUUGAGUUUGGAGACAAGAGAGGAGAGAGUCGCUCAUUGCGGUAAAAAAUUGUAGUAAACUCUGAAGACAAAAGGAGUUUCUUCCUACACGGGCAUUGCUGCUAUUUACACCAGACCAGGAUAUUAUUCAUUGAAAGGUGAUUGUUCAACCCAAGGAUGAAUUUUGAGCAGCCCCCUCCAUACCCAGGCAAUGGCCCCACUGCUCCAGGCUACCCAGCCCAGGGCCCCCCUCCACAAGGCUACCCACCUCAGGGUUAUCCUCCACAGGGAUACCCUGUGAACAUGGAGCAGCCUAAUCCAGCCUACCCUAACUACCCUGCGGGACCAAUGGGCCCUGGAGGUCCUUAUCCUGACCCAGGACAGCCUCCUUAUGGGUACCCUGGACAACCACAACCACAGUUUGGCUGGCAUGGGGGACCCCCUCCUGGGCCUAUGUAUGGGGAAGCUCCCAAAAACACAGUGUACGUGGUGGAGGACAGGAGAAGAGACGACUCAGGAGACACGUGCCUGACAGCCUGCUGGACAGCUCUGUGUUGCUGCUGUCUCUGGGACAUGCUGACAUAACUAUUCUCCAACUCCCGUUAUUCCCUUGCACCCCAUUUCUGUGCCUCGAGUCCCAUCACCCCUCCCAUCUGCCUUAAACCUCGCACUCCCUUAAAACCAUCUCUCCGUCUGCUCUACAAGUCUUUUGCUCGUCUAUAAAUAAAAGCCUCGAUCUCAUAUGGAAGUCUCUGUCCGGAGCCACUUACUUGACGUGAAGCCCUCAUCACUGACUGACCCUGUCCAGGGGCUACUCUGACUGUAGCAGCUUGUAACUGAGCUUCUAACCUGCAAUUUCAGGCUCUUCACUGUAAUCGUACACCAACAGGCACACACACACACACACACACACACACACACACACACACACACACACACGUACAGUAUACUUGGAUCUCAGGCUAAUCUAGUGUGAGGCUCUUUGGCACUUUAUGAUGAUUACCUCUGUAAGAUACUCCUGCCUGCCCUGUCAACCAUCUCCAACCCUCCCUAAAUCCCCCUCUGCUAUUUUCCAUCGCCAAGUACAACCCCUUACCCUGCCCACCCCCCACCCACCCUAUACCCCAAAGGCCACCAACACCCGGCUGUUAAUGAGCCACAGGGCGCUCUUAAGAAGCUGAUGCUUGAAAUGUAUCCCUUUCAUUUGCACAGAAGCUGUUUUUGCCGACGUAUGUCUUCAGGUGGAAUCAUAUGACGAUAAAUGGAAUGCAUUUUUAAAAGAUGACAGUGAUUUAUGUUUGAUUACUGUUAACAGUUGAUGGCCACAAUGUUUUUUUUCUCAUUGUGAUCUUGAUAUGAAAAAUGAUUCCAAUGUUAUUUUUUAUUACAUACCUUGGAGAUAAAACUGAAAAUAUGAGAAAAAAAGUUGUGAUUGCUUAACAAAAAAAAACCAAAUGACCUGUCAGAUGCCUUUUUUUUGCUUUGGAUGAGAAACUUGCAUUAAAAUAAUUUAUUCCCAUGAAA
Cottoperca gobio is the source of this 1525-nucleotide messenger RNA. RefSeq names its product cysteine-rich and transmembrane domain-containing protein 1. The coding region runs from base 179 to 586 and encodes 135 amino acids. Lineage: Eukaryota; Metazoa; Chordata; Actinopteri; Perciformes; Bovichtidae. The transcript has 3 exons. Gene Ontology annotation, cellular component: extracellular exosome. The record is from RefSeq and is a predicted model, not a curated record.